GUUGAUGUGGAGCCACUGACUUUGUUGCCUGUUAAGCUUGAGGAGGUGUUGGUACAACAAUGCACCUCCAGGCCUUAUCAGGUGGAUCAGGAAAAUUCAGUGCUGAAGGAAGACCCCAGUGAAGUCAGGACAGAGGCUAUAAAAAGACUUUUGGAAGUAUUUGGGAUUGAGGAACCUCCAAGUAUCCACUACUAUACUAAACAGGCUCCACAGUAUAUGAUUGAUCUCUACAACACAGUGGCUGAUGCUGAUGGUGUCACAAAGGACCCAGAUCUACUGGAGGGAAAUACAGUCCGCAGUUUCUUUGAUAAAAGUCACAGUAACCAGAUGGAGUUCUUCUUUAAUUUGUCCUCUGUAGCCAAGAGUGAGAGGAUUCUCACCGCUGAACUGCAUCUCUUCAAACUGAAACCCCAUGCAACAGAACUUGCAUUUUUUAACAGGCAUCACUUUUGCCAGGUGAGUGUAUAUCAGGUGAUGGAUAAGAACAGAAUCAGUCUACCCCAAGGGAAGAAACUCCUCACUUCCAGGCUCAUACCGAUCCACAGUUCUGGGUGGGAAGUGUUCACUGUAACACAAGCUGUUCGUUCAUGGGCCAACAAUGAAAACAGUAAUCAUGGCCUCUUUGUAACUAUACGUACUUUGGGUGGCAUUCAUCUCAAUCCUCAUUUAGCCCGCUUUGCCUCAGGAGAAGACCACCACCCACAGAGACAGCCCAUGUUAGUUCUAUUCACAGAUGAUGGGAGACGGGGAACAGUGUUACCAAAUUCUUUCCAAGAUUCAAAUACCCUAAACUCAGCUCUUCCCAGUGACCGUCUCAUAAGGCAGAAUCGAACACGGACAGCUCGUUCAUCAGGAGAGUAUGAUGAAGAGAUCAUGCCAUGCAAGAGACACCCACUUUAUGUUGACUUUGAUGAGAUUGGUUGGUCUGGAUGGAUCAUUUCACCCAGGGGAUACAAUGCCUAUCAUUGUAAGGGUUCCUGCCCAUUUCCACUUGGACAAAGCAUGAGACCUACUAACCACGCCACUGUGCAAUCCAUCAUCAAUGCUUUGAAACUGAACAAAGGUGUAGACACCCCUUGCUGUGUCCCAGACAAACUCUUCUCAAUUAAUCUCCUCUACUUUGAUGAUGAUGGAAACGUUGUCCUUAGACAGUACGAUGAUAUGGUGGCCGGCAGCUGUGGAUGCCAUUAA
Protopterus annectens (West African lungfish) is the source of this 1191-nucleotide messenger RNA. Its product is annotated as bone morphogenetic protein 2-like. The record is from RefSeq and is a predicted model, not a curated record. Gene Ontology annotation, biological process: SMAD protein signal transduction. Gene Ontology annotation, cellular component: extracellular region. The annotation marks the transcript as partial. The transcript is spliced from 7 exons. NCBI's taxonomy places the organism in Eukaryota, Metazoa, Chordata, Ceratodontiformes, Protopteridae. Gene Ontology annotation, molecular function: cytokine activity; growth factor activity.